This is a messenger RNA of Ostrinia nubilalis (European corn borer), 1920 nucleotides long. RefSeq names its product calcium release-activated calcium channel protein 1 (gene Orai). Gene Ontology annotation, cellular component: membrane. Gene Ontology annotation, molecular function: store-operated calcium channel activity. NCBI's taxonomy places the organism in Eukaryota, Metazoa, Arthropoda, Insecta, Lepidoptera, Crambidae. The record is from RefSeq and is a predicted model, not a curated record. The transcript is spliced from 3 exons. Bases 249 to 1028 code for a protein of 259 amino acids. Gene Ontology annotation, biological process: store-operated calcium entry.
GACAGUUGUCUCGGUUUUCCUGAUGAUGAUGAGUUGUUUGAAUUCUUCAAUUUUGUAGGAAUAAUUGUAGGUAAUAACAUACUAUUUCCCAAAGUUAAGUGGUUCCACGAUGUUAUUAAUUGAUAUACCCUAACCAUUUGUCAUAACCACACGCUGUGAGUUUCAGUUUCAUGGCAUAACUGCCUGCAUUCGUAGUUCUAGUGACCUCGUCGUUUGAGUCGAAGGACUAUCGUGCGAUUUGUUUAGGUAUGUCGGUUUGGUCAGUCAGUACAGUUGGGAACAAUUACCGAUACGUACAUUCUGCUGGCCGUAACAGUCAAAGUGGUAGCUGGUGUCCAAAGCAAAAAAAGCACAACUGCGCGAUGUCAGCCGAAACGCCGCUGCAGUCAGCUGACGUGCUGCACACGCCAGCGUAUCUCUCCUGGAGGAAGCUUCAGCUCAGCCGCGCUAAACUCAAGGCCUCCAGCAAGACUUCAGCCCUUCUGUCUGGGUUUGCCAUGGUCGCCAUGGUCGAAGUGCAGCUGAACCCGCCCCAAUCGACCGCGGUGCCCACCGAAAUGCUCGUGGCCUUCACGGUAUGUACCACUCUCCUAGUCGCGGUGCACAUGCUGGCUCUUAUGAUCAGCACAUGCAUCCUGCCCAACAUUGAAGCCGUGGGCAACCUGCACAGCGUCUCCUUAGUCCACGAAUCUCCACACGAGAGGCUCCACUGGUACAUCGAAAUCGCUUGGGCCUUCUCCACGUUGCUGGGACUCAUACUAUUCCUUGUAGAAAUAGCCAUAUUAUGCUGGGUCAAGUUCUACGAUUUAAGCGCGACAGCAGCCUGGUCGGCUUGCGUCGUGCUUAUACCAGUCAUGAUAGUCUUCCUUGCAUUCGCUAUACAUUUCUACAUGUCCCUCGCGACGCACAAAUACGAAGUCACAGUCACAGGGAUCAAAGAGCUGGAGAUGCUCAAAGAACAAAUUGAAAUGGAAAAUGACGCUCGCAUGAACAAUCUCAGCUUGUCAGACCAGGGUCGUAUCGUCUGAUCGUGUUUUUUAUCUCAUGUCUUCUUUUGGAAUGUUAUUAUUACUUGUUAAUGUUAAUAUUAUACAAAUAAAGUUAUACAAUUUAUUUAAGUUUAAGAUGCAUAUUUAGGCCGUGUGAGUUACGAGUACGAGGGGUAUCAUUAUUAAGCGCGAAAUGGAAAUUAUAAGUAAUCGAAUCAUGUAUUUGUAUAACGUGACAGUACAUUCAAAGCUUUGUUCAUACAGGCUGUCUCAAAAAAUGUUUCCAAUUAGCUCGUGACUUAAGUACGUUAAAGUAUUUUAAAGAUUAUAAUUAUAAGGUGACAAAUGUUUUAAUGCAUUAGAUUCUUCUUGACAAUUCAAAUUAUUUUAAUUACGAAUUCAAUACUUUUAAGUGGUUGAAAGAUCCUCUGUAAAAGAGAACGACGACAAAAGCUUGAUUCUACUGCUGUCUUCCGCAUGACACUAUUUUAGGGACACGCUGUAUAACGCGUUAUUCCCAUGGGGCAGUUUUACAUGUAUCUUUAUUCUAUCCUUCGAUAGUGAUGGAUGGGACGUAAAAUACGUAUUUCCAAUGUUAUGCCAUGGCCAAUGUAUAAAAUUAUUGUACUUAGAAUAUAGUUUGUACUUAUUCGAACCAUUUACUUACGAUUUAAUUCAAAGCUUAUUUAUUACGUGGAUAGUUGAAUUUAUUUUACCUUACUUUUAUAGUUAUUAUUAUAAUCUCACAAUAGACAUAUUAUGCAAAGAUGAUUAAGUAAAGCUAUACUUAUUCUUGUUUUUUGACAUGACAACGAAUCUCACAGUGUUGAUGUCUCGUUUAUGUGCAAUAGAGCAAUUGAAUAUUAUUGUUCCUAAAUAUUGCGAAAUGCAAAAAAUAAUUAAUAUGCGACAAGUUGUGUGAGUCAGUAAU